Molecule: messenger RNA, 6316 nt
Organism: Vespula pensylvanica (western yellowjacket)
Lineage: Eukaryota; Metazoa; Arthropoda; Insecta; Hymenoptera; Vespidae
Exons: 9
Coding region: 53-5440 (1795 amino acids)
Source: RefSeq, a predicted model, not a curated record
GGAACACAUUUUUACAUGACAAAUCGAAUUGGCUUGAUCAUACCGUAAAGUCAUGAAAGGUGUCUUUGUUAUAACUUUGCUCUUUGCUUACGCUUUGGGUGCACCUCAUUGGGAAUCAGACUUAUCGUGGGCUAAAGAUCUAAAAAAUGCAAAGAAACGGAAUUACGAAGAAAUAGGAGAGAAUCUUAAUGACGAAUUUCAAAAGAAGUUGGAAGAUUUAAAGAACCGUUUUUCUAAGGAUGAUACGGAUUCAAAGGACGAUCAAGAUCUUAAUAAGGAAUAUUCGGUAUUAGAUCAUCUGCCGGGUGAAAUAUCGAAUCGAUUGAAACAUAUAGAAAACGUUUACAAGUAUGAAAAACAACAAUCUAAAAAGGAGGAUGAUGAUUCUUCGAAUUCAUCAAAUUCUUCGGAUUCAUCAGAUUCUUCGGAUUCAUCAGAUUCUUCGGAUUCGUCAAAUUCAUCGAGGGCUUCUAGCUCUUCCAAUUCUUUCAGUUCAAAUUCUUCUCAAUUGAAAUCGAAGGAAAAGAACAAAAACAAGUCUAAGGAAGAUAAACAUUCGAAAAAAUCAAAGAUCAAUAAAUCUAAUGAAGAUCAAGACAAGAAAGAGAAUAAGAAGAGAAAGAAAGAGAACAAGAACAGAGAAAGAGAAGAGAACAAGCAUACUAAAUAUGGUAAUUCUAAAUCCAGUGGUGAAGCGAAAUUAAAUGGAUCAUUGAAUGAAAUACAAAAUUGGAAUCAUGUAAUGUCUGAAAAAUUGUCCGAUGACCUAUUCAUUGAACGAAAUUUAGAAGUAUUGAAGCAACUUUUAUCAUCAUUGAAAGAGAAAUUAAAUCAGAAGGAAACUAACAAGGAGCAGGAUAAAACAUCCUCAUCUAAGAGUGAAGAGAACAGUAUAAAUUGUGAUAAAAAUCUUAAUAAUACUGAGGAUGCAUCAACUAAAAAUAGAUGGAAUGAAGUAAAGUCAACGAAUAUCAAAACUUUAAUAGAAAAAAAAUUGUGCAAUCGUAUGGAGUUUUUAAGAUGUACGAAUACUCGGAAGAUGUUAAUUGUUCAAACAUUAAAAAGGCUUCAAGAUCGUAUUGAGCAUAAAUAUGGCAAUACCAUGCUGAAAGACUUGCCAACUAAUAUAAGGAUUGCAAUAAAUGCUAUUUAUGACAUAAUAACUACCAGAUUACAGUCUUAUCGUUCAAAUUCAUUCUUAAACUUGAAUUCAUAUACUGGAGGAGUUCCAGAAGUCACAGGUAACGUGCAGGGUUUACCGUUUUAUUCUAAUGGUCAUCUAAAAGGUCUGGAAACAGCGGCUAAUGGUAAAGAAAAUCCUAAAACAAUACCAUGGUAUAACCCGUUUUAUGGAAUAGGUCCAGUUAUUCAGGGUUUACCGUUUUACCCUAAUAGCAGUCUAAAAGGUCUGGAAAGAGCAUCUAAUGAUACUAAUAAUUCUAAAAGAAUAUCAUGGUAUAAUCCGUUUUAUGGGAUAGGUCCAGCUAUAAUUCAAAACUCAACGCACGCUACAUCAAACAAAUCAGACUGGCCAGUAGCAUUUGAGAAAACAGAUUUAUCAGUUGUAUCAGGUAAACCACAAUUACAAAUAUCAUCUGAUAAAUCAGACUUGCCAAUUAAUUCAGAGAGACGAGACUGGACAAUAAUCUCAGACAAACCAGAUUCGCCAGUUACAUCAGAUAAACCACAAUUACCAAUAUCAUCUGAAAAACUAAAUUUAACAAUUACUCCAAAGAAACCAGACUGGCCAGUAGCAUCAGAGAAACCAGAUUUGCCUCUGUCAUCACUCAAACCAGAUUUGCCAAAUGUAUCAAACAAACCAAACUGGCCACUUACUUCAGAUAAAACACAAUUAUUAAUAUCAACGAAUAAACAAAAUUUGCCAAUUACUUCAGAGAAACCAGAUGUACCUGUGUCAUCACUUAAACCAAAUUUGCCAAAUGUAUCAAAUAAACCAGACUUGCCAAUUACUUCAGAGAAACCAGAUUGGUCAGUAGCGUCAGACAAACCAGAUUUACCUGUGUCAUCACUUAAACCAGAUUUGCCAACUGUAUCAAACAAACCAAACGGGCCAGUUACAUCAGAUAAACCACAAUCACCGAUAUCAUCAGAUAAACCAGACUUGCCAAUUACUUCAGAGAAACCGGAUUGGUCAGUAGCGUCAGACAAACCAGAUUUACCUGUGUCAUCACUCAAACCAGAUUUGCCAACUGUAUCAAACAAACCAAACUGGCCAGUUACAUCAGAUAAAUCACAAUCACCAAUAUCAUCAGAUAAACCAGACUUGCCAAUUACUUCAGAGAAACCAGAAUGGACAGCAGCCUCAGACAAACCAGAUUUGCCUGUGUCAUCACUCAAACCAGAUUUGCCAACUGCAUCAAACAAACCAAACUGGUCAGUUACAUCAGAUAAACCACAAUCACCAAUAUCAUCAGAUAAACCAAACUUGCCAAUUACUUCAGAGAAGCCAGAUUGGACAGCAGCCUCAGACAAACCAGAUUUACUCGUGUCAUCACUCAAACCAGAUUUGCCAACUGUAUCAAACAAACCAAACUGGUCAGUUACAUCAGAUAAACCACAAUCACCAAUAUCAUCAGAUAAACCAGAUUUACUAAUUACUUCAGAGAAACCAGAUUUACUUGUUUCAUCACUCAAACCAGAUUUGUCAGUAGUAUCAAACAAACCACAGGUGUCAAAUACAUCAGAUGAGCCACAAUUACCAACAUCGUCUGAUAAACCAGACUUGUCAAUUACUUCAGAGAGACCAGAUUGGACAGCAGCCUCAGACAAACCAAAUUUACCUGUGUCAUCACUCAAACCAGAUUUGCCAACUGUAUCAAACAAACCAAACUGGCCAGUUACAUCGGAUAAACCACAAUCACCAAUAUCAUCAGAUAAACCAGACUUGCCAAUUACUUCAGAAAAGCCAGAUUGGACAGCAGCCUCAGACAAACCAGAUUUACUUGUGUCAUCACUUAAAUCAGAUUUGCCAACUGUAUCAAACAAACCAAACGGGCCAGUUACAUCAGAUAAAACACAAUUACCAAUAUCAUCUGAUAAACCAGACUUAACAAUUACUUCAGAGAAACCAGAUUUACCUGUGUCAUCACUUAAACCAGAUUUGCCACAUGUUUCAAGUAAACCAGACUGGUCAAUUAUUUCAGACAAACCACAAUUACCAAUAUCGUCUGAUAAACCAGACUUGUCAAUUACUUCAGAGAGACCAGAUUGGACAGCAGCCUCAGACAAACCAGAUUUGCCUGUUUCAUCACUCAAACCAGAUUUGCCAACUGUAUCAAACAAACCAGACUGGCCAGUAGCAUCAGAUAAACCACAAUUACCGAUAUCAUCAGAUAAACCAGACUUGCCAAUUACUUCAGAGAAACCAGAUUGGACAGCAGCCUCAGACAAUCCAGAUUUACCUGUUUCAUCACUCAAACCAGAUUUGCCAACUUUAUCAAACAAACCAGACUGGCCAGUAACAUCAGAUAAAUCACAAUUACUGAUAUCAUCAGAUAAACCAGAUUUCCUAAUCACUUCAGAGAAACCAGAUUUAUCCGUUUCAUCACUCAAACCAGAUUUGUCGGUUGUAUCAAACAAACCACAGGUGCCAAUUACAUCAGAUAAACCACAAUUACCAGUAUCGUCUGAUAAACCAGACUUGUCAAUUACUUCAGAGAGACCAGAUUGGAGAGCAGCCUCAGACAAACCAGAUUUGUCGGGGUCAUCACUCAAACCAGAUGUACCAGUUGUAUCAAACAAACCAGACUGGCCAGUGGUAUCAAAUAAACCAGAUUUGCUCGUUAUAUCACUCAAACCAAAUUUGCCAAUUACAUCAGAUAAUCCACAGUUACCAAUAUCAUCAGAUAAAUCAGAUUUGUCAACUGCAUCAAGUAAACCAGACCAAUCAAAUACAAACAAUAAUAAUAGCAUUUAUACGAAUGGUGAAAAUGAUGGUUUAAAUAUUGAAUCGACUUCUAUCGUAUCUGAGAGGAAAGAAAAUAUAGAUGAUGCGGUAUUAGGAUAUGCGAAGUUAUCACAAACAUCGGGUGUAUUACAAGGAUCAUCUGAUUUACAAUUAUUCGACAUUACAACUCCUGGUCAAAUUCUCUUAAAAGAUUUGACAACAGAAUCUUUAAAUUCCAAUUCAACUUUGCCAAACACGAAACAAAAUGAGGAGGAAGUAUCUGUAACUUCAUCUUCUACUUUAUCAAUCCAAAAUGAUGAAACGGCAUUAAGCAGCACUAAUGAUCAUUCAAAUUUAAGUAACAACAAGACUACUGUUACAUCACCACAAUCUUCUCUACUGAACGAUGAGAUUGGUCUUUUAACUGUUAUUCCAUGUUCCAAUAGUUAUUCAUCGACUUCAAGUGCAACAAAAUGGGAUUCACAAUCAGAUUCAACAUUAAUAGAAGUAUCUAGCAGUAAUGCAGCAGUACCUAGUACUACUCAAAAAAUUUAUCAUCCACGGUGGAAGUAUUUAAUUCCAGUUUCUAUAACUGAAAAAUCAUCCGUAGAAACAAGCGAAUCCGUGUCUUCGUCAACUGCCGAUUCACUAUAUACGACUGUUAAUUUAGAUAAUCCUAACAACGGGAAUGAGAAUUCAGAAGUUGACAGAAAUAUGAGUAAAACAGUGAAGAAAGAACUUUCGACAUUUAACCAAUCAUCUGAUUCUCAUUUGAACAACACCAAUUCGAACUCUAUUGAUAGUGAAAAUUCUAUAGUUCCAUUACUACCCUUCACUAUAGUAGACGAAAUAAUUCCAAAUGUUAAUAUUUCCGGAGGUACUGUUGAAAAUUAUAUAAUAAAAUUUGGCGAUCAAUCUCGAAAUGGUUCUAGUAACGCGGUAAACGUUAGUAAAGAAUCUUCCCAUUCUAAAGGGAAUUCUGAAAAUAUCAUUGAAUGGCAUGAAGCUGAGUCUACAUCUGAUCUCAAACCAAUCGAUACUGACUCUACAGUUGUCCUGCAAGAUGCUGAUGCAGAAAUAACAACGAUAUGUGUUGACACAAACACUGCUCUUGAUUCGAACAAUAACGAGGAUAUUAUCACUACUCGAGUAAUAUUACCUACAACGAAACAGAAAACUCUCAAAACACUCCACGAUGAAGAAGAACAAGCGGGUGAUCCGAUAAUUGUAACUGAGGAAGAUAAUUUUGGUGGCGUUGUUGAAAAACGUACUCUUAAUUCUGGAGUUGAAGCAGAAAAUACAAAUGUAAGUACAGACGAAGGUACAAUAGAUGAAAGUCAGAUUACAAGUACUGUAUCCAACAUAGAAGCUGCAAACGUAUCAGAAAAUUCGGAUAUAAAUCAAUCGUCUUCAUCUACCUCAAUUAUUAGGUAUACGAACAACGGGACAAUUACUAAAACAAUUGAUAUGAACGAUACCAAUCAAUUACUGGAGCUCCUUCAGGAUAUAUAUCGCCAUUUGCAAUCAUCUUAAAAAUAUGAUUUUUUAAUGAUUUAUUGUCGUUUUCUUACAAGGAUCGACAUAUUUAUAAAUCAUGUAUCAAUAGUAUGAAUUUUAUAAGCGUCAUCGACAUAUAAAAAUAAUAUAAUCUUAGCGUGUAUUUCAUAUAUAGUUACGUAUAGAAGAGAUAUACUUUAUAUAUUAGAAAAAUAAUUAGAAUUAACAUAUGUACAAUAUCAAUAUAUAAUAUAUCUCAUUUUUUAAUUAAAAAAUAUAUUUAUAUUAACAGUGUAUUUAUCAAACCAUCAUUUUCUCUUGUAAUCACUUGAGAUAUUUAUCAUGUUUGUAUUUGUUAUCUGUCCAUUAGAUUAUUCCACGAUAUAUUGACGUACGUUACACAAAAUAGCACGCCUUACAAAGACUAAGGCCUUUCUUUAAUUUUAUGAACAGUUACGUAGAUAUCUUCGUUUACAGUAUUAUAAAAACGAAUUAUUAUAUAUAUAAAAUUAAUAGUAUAGAUUUAUGAGAGAAUAUAAAAUUCAUAAUUUAAACAUUGUAAAAGGAAAAUUAUAGUUUGAUAGAUGAAACUUUAAAGAUUUAUUGAAAAAAUUCAAGUGGUCUUUUGUUCAAAUUGCUAUACUUCGUAAAAUAACGCAGAAAUUUGUGGAGAGAGAAAUUUGUGCGCAAGAGUGUUGAAAGGUCAUAAAUUUCGACUAACUUUAAGUGGGGCGAUUUACAGUGAAGUUAACGGUCGAAGCAUUAAGUUUCUUCACUUGGCGCAAGGAAGUCAGCGGUGUCAAGUGGUUUCUGUUCUCAUUUGAUAAAUAUACAGAAUAUUGAUAAGCUGCAAAUCAGUAACAAUCACCAAGACGUUUCAUCGUCUCUUUACAGUGUUUUCUAUUUCAUAAA